AUGCUGGCUCCCUUCUCUGAGGUCUUGUGGUGGGGUGCCUGCGUACACGUCUGGGGGCUCCGGCCAAGCACCAACGAGAAAGACUUGGAGAGGCGGACCUGCAGCCAUUCGUGCACCGGCACCAUCGUGCGUUUCCUGGCGCAGCAGUCACCCCUCGUUCGCCAUAAAAACUGCCGGCUGAAUCCACUAUUUACGCUAGCCCGCUGCCACGUAGUCGCUGAGAUGCUGCGCGAUACAGAGAGCAAGACCUCCAUCGAAGGGCAUAAGGUUGAUGCAGUAAACGAUACUGCUCUGAAACGAUACCGGUACAGAACGGCCAUAUGCUGGCUAUUCUGCUACGUCUGCCAUGUUGCUUUCUGUAACUGCGUUUUGGCCAGAGCCGUGCAACUAUUCAAAGAGGAAGAUUCGGAGAAGCUCCUUGCUAACCUCAAAAAUUAUGCAAUCCUCAAUUGCUAUUCUUUUGAGUUAAUGGCACAGACCAUAGCGCCGGCUGGGCGCCUGAUGAAUGGAUGGAAGUUCACAGCUUUGGCACUAUGUUCAAUAUACCUGAUAAUAUUUGAUCCAGAGUUACUAUAUGUUAGUGGUUGCUUAUUAAACUUCUUUCCAUCAGUUAAGUCUUGGUCUCUGGAUGCUAUUGCAAAAUAUUUUAUUUGGGAGGCCUGUGUAUUGUACUCGAUUGUAGCUUGGGUUCCGGUAGCUGCAAACUUCAUACUGAUCUGCAAAUAUGUGCUGGCUGAAGAGAGAGCAAUGGAGUUGUCUUUGGGAGCUUAUUUCGAUGAGCCCGACAAUGAUGCUAUGUUAGAGAACGAGUCUUUUUCCCUGAAACGCGCUAGAGUGGUUCAUAACCUAAAAAUCAUCAAGAUGGCUGUUGCUGGCAUCUUAUUCAUUCACUUACUUUUGCAAGUAUUCUUGUUUAUCAUUGCAUACCCGGCCUCGGUUCUAAGUGAAGUUUCUGGCAAGUCUGGACUGUACGCUUACGUACUUGUGGGACUGCUAUUCGCUACUGUGGUAAGAUUGCUUUCCAUACUGUUCUGCAUUUGUUACAUUUUGGUUACAUCAAACUGCAUAAGAUUCUUAUCAAGCAUGAUACUCUUUGUAUCCGUAGUACAAAGCGAUUUUGUUAUGGGAGUCUGUUGCAGCUUUAUACUUUCCACCGUCAGCCUUGUGGGCUGA
Eremothecium gossypii ATCC 10895 is the source of this 1173-nucleotide messenger RNA. RefSeq names its product ADL400Wp. The transcript has a single exon. Bases 1 to 1173 code for a protein of 390 amino acids. The record is from RefSeq and is marked provisional. NCBI's taxonomy places the organism in Eukaryota, Fungi, Ascomycota, Saccharomycetes, Saccharomycetales, Saccharomycetaceae.